This is a messenger RNA of Capsella rubella, 1933 nucleotides long. Its product is annotated as cell division control protein 48 homolog B. The transcript has 12 exons. The coding region runs from base 75 to 1886 and encodes 603 amino acids. Lineage: Eukaryota; Viridiplantae; Streptophyta; Magnoliopsida; Brassicales; Brassicaceae. The record is from RefSeq and is a predicted model, not a curated record. Gene Ontology annotation, molecular function: ATP hydrolysis activity; ATP binding.
UCUUCGUGCUCCGGCGCACCAUAAACCCCUGGAAAGCCCACAACUUGUAAAUCCCCAAAGUUUGGUUCUUUGUAAUGGAAACCCAAAGCAGUGUCUGUGACAACAUCGUCGGCGAUGAGAAAUGGCGAGCGGAAGCUGAAGUUGGUGGCAACGAGAGAGCUCUUCAAGCACUUCGAGAACUCAUUAUCUUCCCUUUUCGCUACCCUCUCGAAGCUCGAACUCUUGGUCUCAAAUGGCCUAGAGGAUUGCUUCUCUACGGUCCUCCUGGAACCGGCAAGACAAGCUUGGUCCGUGCUGUUGUUCAGGAAUGUGAUGCACAUUUGAUUGUUUUGAGCCCUCAUUCUGUACAUCGUGCACAUGCUGGAGAAAGCGAGAAGGUCUUAAGGGAAGCUUUUGCUGAAGCUACUUCUCACGCUGCUUCAGACAAGCCCUCUGUGAUUUUUAUUGAUGAAAUCGACGUUCUUUGUCCUCGGCGAGAUGCUAGACGAGAGCAAGAUGUUCGUAUUGCUUCUCAACUCUUUACACUAAUGGACUCAAACAAGCCUUCAUCAUCUGCACCGAGAGUUGUUGUUGUAGCAUCCACAAAUAGGGUGGAUGCGAUUGACCCAGCACUAAGAAGGGCGGGACGAUUUGAUGCUUUAGUUGAAGUGAGCACGCCAAAUGAGGAAGAUCGUUUAAAAAUCCUCCAGCUGUACACGAAGAAAGUAAAUUUAGAUCCUAAUGUUGAUCUGGAAGCCAUAGCAACAUCUUGCAACGGUUAUGUUGGGGCAGAUUUGGAAGCUCUGUGUCGUGAAGCGACCAUAUCUGCAAGUAAAAGAUCCUCUGAUUCUCUUAUCCUUACAUCGGAAGACUUCAAGAUUGCAAAAUCUGUGGUUGGUCCAAGUAUAACCAGAGGCAUUACAGUUGAAAUCCCUAAGGUUACAUGGGAUGAUGUUGGUGGUCUUAAAGAUCUAAAGAAAAAGCUUCAGCAAGCUGUUGAAUGGCCAAUCAAACAUUCUGCUGCAUUUGUAAAAAUGGGCAUAUCGCCGAUGCGUGGGAUACUUCUCCAUGGUCCUCCGGGUUGCUCAAAGACAACUCUUGCUAAAGCUGCUGCAAAUGCUGCUCAAGCGUCCUUCUUUUCUUUAAGCUGUGCGGAGCUAUUUUCUAUGUAUGUUGGAGAAGGUGAAGCAUUAUUGCGUAAUACUUUUCAAAGAGCCCGACUUGCUUCUCCAAGUAUAAUAUUCUUUGAUGAAGCUGAUGUUGUUGCCUGUAAAAGAGGCGAUGAAAGCUCAAGUAAUAGUUCUACAGUUGGAGAAAGGCUUCUAUCUACAUUGUUAACUGAAAUGGACGGUCUUGAAGAAGCAAAGGGAAUACUCGUCUUGGCUGCCACAAACCGUCCAUAUGCAAUUGAUGCUGCUCUAAUGCGGCCUGGUCGAUUUGAUCUCGUGCUAUACGUGCCACCACCUGAUCUCGAAGCUCGGUUUGAAAUACUGCAAGUGCAUACACGUAACAUGACACUAGGAGACGACAUUGAUCUCAAGAAAAUAGCUGAAGAAACCGAACUCUUCACAGGUGCCGAGCUCGAGGGUCUAUGCAGAGAAAGCGGAACUGUCUCCCUUAGAGAAAACAUUGCAGCAACUGCCGUCUUCAAUCGCCAUUUCCAAACCGCAAAAAGCUCGCUAAAACCCGCAUUAACAAUCGAAGAAGUCGAAACUUAUUCAUCAUUCAGGAAGGCCAAAAGAUCACCUUCAAAACCAACUCCGAGUAGGAAAAAGAAGGAGACGUCCGCUGUAUUCGGUUUAGGAUUCUCAUGGCAAUUUGGUGUUUUAAGCUUAAUAUUAUUUGCUACUGGAAACUAUUACUUCAACCACACUAAACAUGAGUUACUAGUAGCUUCUGCUACAUGAGACUUCAACAGUUACAAAUAUCAAAAAAAGUUCCCAAUUUUUGUUUU